AUGAAUGGAUCACCACAAACUCUCAUCGUAUAUGCUUGUGCUCCUGACAGUGCAGUACAAGAUGAAACACGAAAUAAUAGAAAUGGCAGUUUUAUUGAAAACUUAUUAAAACAUAUCACAAGACCCGAUAAACAUAUUGAAAAGAUAAUGAAAGAUGUUGCUGAUGCUGUUCAUUUACAAACAGGUGGUUUUCAAUUACCACAUCGGUUAAGUUCCAUCUCUGGAAAAGUCUUUUUAGUGCUAAAUAACAAUCAGGGUAAAGCAUAUUUAAUUUUCCAACUCGACUAAUUCUUUCAUUUCAAGAUAGAGGAAAAGGCGCGUAAAUUUAAUCAAUUUGUGUGAAGAGAGUAAUCAUAAUAAACUACCCUAGGCGAACUUUUUUUUUCAUGCUCUUGACCUGCGCAGACCUCAAGUUUUGUCCAUAGCGCAUGACUUUCUUGCUCAAGACAAGCGCUUGAGUGUUUGUAUGAGUUACAAGAACCUCACGUGCUCAACCCAAGAAAAUCCAACUAUGAAUUUUUAUUAAAAGUUGAGUUAUUUUGCACGUAAAAUUGAAAAAAAAUUGAAAAAGUUCCUUAGUAACAGAAACGCUUGGGAGAGAAUUCAAGCGCAUGAGCAAGAAUAUCAAGCGAUAGAACAAGAAGUUCAAGAACUUGAGCUUACCAAAAGGUCUCAAGUCUUGCCUCAAGGUUUUUCCAUAGCGCAUGACUUUCUUGAUCAAGAUUCUCAAGUAUCUCCUGCACAGACCAAAAGAAGUUCGUCUAUGAUAACAUUUUAUUUAUCUAGAGCGUUACCAAAAAGAAAAUUUUUGAAAGCAGAGACUAAGUUCUGCGUCUUGUUCUAUUUAUUUUACAUCGUUUGUUUGAGCAGAACCUGUCCAUGAUUUUCCGGAUGUCUUUAUUUACACUAUUUUCGAAGGAGGGGUUCGUUAAGCGAGGAAAUCGGUCCCUCAUGAAAGCUCUCCAUUCCUAUUCCAAAUCGUCACUUUAUACAUCGUAAACUCAAAAACUUUCGAAUCCAGUCUAUUGGGUCCAGUCAGCCGAAACACAGGGUUAGAAUUCCCUCCCCGUUCACUAUACAGAUUUUUAGCUAUUUUCGCUCUUUUCCACCAUCUGUGACAAAUGUAGACAUUUGCGUUGAUUUUCGAGUCAAGCUAAAACGAUACAACUUUUUGAGCUCUAUAAUUCUAGCUUAGGAAUGGCUACUGAAAAAAGUGGGUAUGAGGGUCAUAUUGAGCAAAAACUGGCUGAAAACUCUGAUUUUCCAGCACUUUAGCUUGUUUCUGGCAUCUAUAACACAUGUACACAUUUGGACCCACUUUCGAGUCAAGUUAAAACGGUACAAGUUUCUGAGCUUGGCAAUUGCGACAUAGGAAUGUUUAGAGAAAAUUUUGCGCGUGGUUUGCAGCUUCACGUGGGUACUUAGGCUUGGACUAGGCAUGCACCAAAUCCAAACCCAAACCGUUUGGGUAUUUGGGUUUGGGUAUUGAGUUUGGGUUUGGGUAUGAAUAUUCAGUGUGAGUUUCUGUUUCACUUUUGCUACAUCAACUCACUCAAUUAUGGGUCUUAAAAUGUAAUGCAAUUUAUGUCAAGUCUCUUCUCUAUAUUUAGCUAUUUAUUACGUAUAGAUAUGAGCAAAAGCAUAUUUUUAUGCUUUACAUUGUAAAACAGUGAAAUAAAGCCAUUCUCAAUCCGAAGAAGACAGCUUGAAAAGUGAAUAUUUUUGACUGAUUUACCCACGAUCGGAUUGAUGGAAUAUCGAUAUCACAAGUAUCAAUUGGAGAAAUGGUUGUUGGAUGUUCUGUCAUAGUCAAACAUUGGCUUUUAAGAGAAAGGAGAGAGAUAGGGAACCUGAAUUCGAACUUUACUUGUUGAGACUGAAGCAUUGCUCACAAUGAAUGAGGGUCCCAGCCUUUUCGCAAUAUUUUUCUGGUUUUCAUAGUUCUAGACUGAAUAUUUUCUGAGCAAUGCAGCAUUUGAUCAUCCACGAAACCGCAUUCAUGUGGAUGUCACGGGAAUAGAGGCAAAAAGUGCUAUUGUAAUAAUGAUAGAAACACUGGGUAAUUAUGCUGUUGGUCGAAAAAUUUUUGUCGAAACGCAGUUGGUCGAAAAAUUAUCGUCGAUAAAUUUUUUGUCGACACGACACUUCGUCGACACAACAUUUCGUAGACACGACACUUCGCAGACAAAGCACUUCAUCGAUAAACUCAAAUAGAUAUCUGCUUUUCGUCGAAAGUAUUUUCUUGGCUAUGGAGAGCACUCCAAAUGUAAAGGUGAGGUGAGUGUGAUAGUGAGGAUAAGUGCCAUGCAGGGGUACUCUAAAUGUGAUGGUGAGGAUGAGCAUGACGGUGAGGGUGAGCAUGAUGGUGAGAGUGAGCAUGACUGUGAGGGUAAGAGCGAUGCAAGGCACUUCAAGUGUGAGGGCGAAGACAAUGGUGAGAGGAAGGGCACUACAAACGUGAGUGCGAGAGAAAAUUCAUUGUCCUCUUGACUCUGAAUAAUUCUGUAGAAGAAUUGAACGAUCAGAAAUUGUCUCGAGGGACUGCGAACCUUUCCUUGAAGUACUUUUCGACGAAAAGCAUGUAAUUCUAUUCAAUGAUGCCCUGAUAUUCUUCCAUCAUCACCAAAGGAACAAAGUUAAUUAGGAGAUAUUUUUGAACGUGUCUCCUGACGGUGAGAUAAAUAAGAAGAAGAAAAUACUUCACUUUCGACGAAAUGCUUUUCUACAAAAAAAAAAUUUUGACAAAAAGUCUUGUCGACGAAAUACUUUUCUGCAAAAACAUUUCGACAAAAUGUCCUGUCGACGAAAUGUUUUUCGAUGAAAUGCCUUUCCACAAAAAAAUUUCGCUAAAAAUUUUUCGACAAAGUUACUUCGACGAAAAGUCUGUCGACUAAAGUGUCG
This is a messenger RNA of Rotaria sp. Silwood1, 2901 nucleotides long. The record is from the annotation of a GenBank genome assembly. NCBI's taxonomy places the organism in Eukaryota, Metazoa, Rotifera, Eurotatoria, Philodinida, Philodinidae.